AUGAGUGAGGUCGAACUGAGCGCGUUGAGUGCCUCGCACACGCAGCCUGUCGAAUCGCCUCGACCAGAUGGAGGAGUCGACAUCGAGGACCAUGAUGCCAGCGGGACCGCCGAGGAGACGUCGUCGGUCGCUUCACAUUCCAUACAGGUAAACUCCCACUCUCGCUCUCCCACGCAAAUCCAUGCUGCGCCAGCACAGCCACAGUCGCCAGCAAGUGCAAGCUCAAGUGGUGGCGAUGCAGCGACGUUAGCGACCAAUGGCAACGCAGAUCGCCGCUCGUCGCAGGCCAGCACUUUUGCAACCUCCAUUGCCUCCUUUCGCAGCUGGGUGUCUUCUGCAAGCUCCGCUCUAAGCGUGGACCAACUUUCCUCUUGCUUUGGCAUCAGUAUCGAUGUCCAGGAGGACGGUGGCAAGAGAACCUGGCUUAUAAAGGUGACCAGGCUGGGACGCUGGAUCAUCCCGUUCCACCUGAUACUGGCUGCCGCUGGCAUUUUCGACGUCGUCAGCACGAUCUACGCCUGGACAACAUCCCGCGGUGCCGACAGAAUGCAACAGAGGACUUUGCAGAGUGUCUUGAAGACCGGCUCCCGUCUGGAAGGCAUGGAGCACAAAUUCCAAAAGUGGUUCGAGGAGGCUACCGCUCUAUCAUCCGGUCAGAGAGAACAACUGCGAGAGGAGCAGCGUCUGUGGGACGCCUUGGUCAAGAUGUUUGAGAACUGUGGGACUCAAUCCGGGCUGGCCAAUGCAACUGAUGCCUGCGCUGAGGGCCGACGAUAUUUCCAAGAGAAUCCUCUCCCACAGGUGAACAAAUCUCCUCUUGCAAAACGAAAUCUGGCCAAGAUUGAUGUGAUUAUUCGACGCGAUCAUCUGCAUCUAAGCUCAGGGGAGUCGGGGUCGAGUGCAUGGGCCGGCCAGCAUCUGCUACAUACUCUUGCUAUUGCGUCCGUGCUAUGUCUUUCUACACUGGCGGCGUUCUUUUUGUACUUUGCUCUGUGGCGAUGGGGUCCCGCCCUGCGCAGAAAGGUGCAAAACUUCUCGAAAAAGAGAUGGUUUGGGCAUGGCAAAUCACUGGAGGUCGUAGUUGACGACGGCGACGAGAAGUAUGUUACCACGACAGCCUACUCGAGUGGAGGGGAUCAUCGGCAACCGCAAGGAUCGAUAACGUUUAGGGGCCCAAGAAUUCCCAAUGUCUACACCCUGGCGGUGAAAGGAGCAUGGACAGAGCUGGCAAAACUGCCAGCCUCGCAAAUGCAAGUCGAUAGUGUUGACACCGCCAACGAAUACGGCUCGCUUCUAACAGCGGCGGUACGGUCUGGGGACUUACAAACCGUCAACUACAUCUUGUCUCGCGGCGCCAUGGUGGACGUGCUCGGUGGCAGAUAUCACAAUUCACUACAAACAGCUGCUCAUUCUGGAAGCAAUGCAAUCGUCGAACGAUUGCUGCAAGCAGGCGCAACCGACGCCUCGACUGGUGGCUUCUAUGGGAGCAGCAUCCACGCGGCGGCUGAAAAGGGUGAUUGCUACAUGCUGAAAACACUACUCACGUCCGGAAAGAUUGCCAAUGGUAUCAAUGAGCUGGGAGGAACCUUCGGAACUCCGCUCAUUGCGGCCGCGGCCAGGGCAGCAGCUAACGGACAUCUUGAAAUCGUUUCAAUGCUUCACCACCAUGGCUGUGCUCUCAAUGCACUAUCGACGGUUUAUGGCACUCCGCUUCACGCUGCAUGCAGUACAUCGCGUCCCAAGGUGGCCGAAUUUCUUCUGAGGUCUGGAGCAAAUCCUUCAGUCGAAGACCAACGACGGCGGACACCAUUACACGCGGCCGUGAGCGCUUCCGAGGGAAUGCAUGCUAUCAUCGACACCAUCCUUGACACGAAGCCACAUGUCGCUGACAAGCGAGAUUCCGACGGGCAGACAGCGUUGCAUCUCGCAAGUAUUGCUGGUGAUGCCGACGCCGUCAAGGCGUUGUUGCGGUACGGGGCUAAAUGGUCCAUCGGCGACAAGUUCAAUGCACAACCACUCUUCCGCGCUGCAGGCUGCGGCUUCCCGGAGGUGGUCCACGUGCUUUUGAAAAUCGGGCGGGCAGAUCCCAAUGCCGCCGACUGCUUUGGGAGGACCGCACUGCAUGGACCGGCGCAGACGUCCGACGUGCGAGUCCACAAAUACCUAAUAGACUACGGUGCUGAUGUCAAUGUGACUGGCAACGAUCGGAAGACUCCACUACAUGAAGCAUGCAACAUGGGCAGAAUAGAAAACGCCAAGCUCCUUCUCGAACGAGACGAGAUCCUGGUGAACGAGCUUGACAACGACCAAUUCGCUCCUCUGUACAAAGCCCUCUGCAGCUCCGACGCUCACCCCGACUACUUGGGCAAAUGCGUCGAUCCAGGUAUUGUGGACCUCCUUCUGGAGAGGCAAGAUAUUGAUGUCAACGUCUCUUCUGGCAUCGCAGUCCAGGAGGCGGCAAGGAAAGGCAUGGUGCAUGUGGUUAGGAGGAUGAUUGACCGACAUGGGGCUAAUUUACAGAUGCAAGGAGGCAAGUAUGGCGGCGUGCUCCAAGCGGCCGCCAUCAGCGGAAACCUGGCACUGCUAAAUAUGCUGCUCGACCCUCGCCAUCGUGCAGACGUCAACCAGACGGGUGGGGAAUUCGGCUGUCCUCUUUCCGCAGCCGCAGCAUAUGGCCAUGUCGAGAUUGUGCAAAGACUGCUCGAGGCAGGCGCUGAUGCAUGCAACAAUGGCGUCGGUCGGUAUGGGUCUCCGUUGCAGUCGAUGUGUCGACAGCUGGAGAACCCGGGCAGUUUCACCUGGACUUCAAAGUCCACGCCGAUCUUUGGGCUCAUCAAGGAAUACGGUGGCGACGAAGCGUUGCAGCCUGUGGAAAAGCCGUACAGUGUAGGGUGGCGAUGGCUCAUCACUCCAACCGGCUGGACCUGGGUACCUCCCGGAGAGAUGUGA
This is a messenger RNA of Saxophila tyrrhenica, 2949 nucleotides long. It is a transcript of the gene TRPA1, whose product is annotated as Transient receptor putative cation channel subfamily A member 1. Gene Ontology annotation, molecular function: protein binding. NCBI's taxonomy places the organism in Eukaryota, Fungi, Ascomycota, Dothideomycetes, Mycosphaerellales, Extremaceae. Bases 1 to 2949 code for a protein of 982 amino acids. The record is from RefSeq and is a predicted model, not a curated record. The transcript is spliced from 2 exons.